AUUUCCUCCCCAGUUCCACCUCGCGAUUGCGUCCUGCACGUCGCUGCGAUAGUCAAAAUCGGCAAGGGUUCUGUCCAGCCAUGGAUGCAGAGGCUUUGCGAAACUUUGCGGUGUCUGCGCAGCCCCUUCAAUAUCCUCCCUACAAUGAUUCGAAUGCCCCGCGAACUGCUCAAGAGGUGGCUGCCGCAGCUGCGGGUUAUGCUCCUGCCGACUCGAUUGACCCCAAUAUCUCGGCCUACGAUGUGAACGCGGAAGUGCAGAACGAUGAUCCUACAUCCCAAACACAAGACCACCACGAUCAUGGCCAUGACCAAUCGAUGUCACACCGAGUCCAAACACACAGUCCUCCCCAGACGCGUCAUACUCGGGCGUCUCAAGAUCUGACUACGGUAUCAUCAGAGAAUAAUCACGGUCCACAAUCAAUCGACUUUCAGGAUCAAAUCUAUGCCCAACCAUCCUCGCAAAAUGAGUUUGUCUGGAAGAACUCUUCAUCGGCCUUUCCCAAUGGCACGCCACAAACCAGCGCCAGGCUGUCUGGAAAACAAGCCUCAGUGUAUAGUACUCCACAAGGUCUGGUUCAUGCGGACCCUUGGUCGACGCACUACCACGAUCCAACACAACUAGAAACGCCCACUUCGAACCUCGACCAAGAACUCGAUCCUGCGGUGGCCGCCAACCCCUUCAGCGACACAUUCCCCUUGAUUCCUCAUCCCCCCGACCUCGAAGUCUGGCGCGAGAGACUCUUUAACAUCACCGAGCCCCUGGUAUUGUCGGAAGAAGAAUACUUGACCUAUUUUCCCCAUGUGGACAACGUCUAUUCACACCGCUCUACUCAGAAGUACAAAAGAAAGCCAUUCGUAAGCCACUACUGGGAUUGUCGUCUCAAGGGCAGACCUAGUGGUACCCCGAAGAGCACGGAUCCCAACAAGAAGAAGCGUAAGCGACAGGCUCGCGAACGAGAUCUUUGUGAUGUCAAAAUCAAGGUGACGGAAUACUUUGGUACUGAUCAGGCGCAAGAGAUGGGCAUGUCUGCCAACGACUUCAAUAGUCUCAACGGUGCUAACAACAUUCCGACCGACCCAGCUCUCACGGGAGACAACAGCCAGUUGACCAUCGUGCUCGAGGAUGGCGUCAAUGGAAAUGGCCCAACUAGUAAUCCAGCCGACCCAAACUUCGGUCUGCUAGAGUUACCUCGACGCUUACCGAAAGGUCAUCCUGGCGCCGAUGGCAAACGUUGGUUCACCAUCCAGCGUGUAAGAGGCAAUCCAGGUGGAGGUGCGGUCAAAGACAAACGCGACAGUAUUGGUGAUGGUCUUGGCGAGGCCGUUGAAGAAGAUGACUCUUCACUCCUCGACCCUAACCUCGAUCUUGACCACAAACACACCCUGGAAGAAAGUGACAGAAUCAAGAAAAAUACUGUCCAGAGAUGGAUGUUGAAAGAGGAAAAGGAGAAGAAACGAUUGAGCAAGAUACCAACACCAACAGCAACAAUCCAAACCUCGACCAGCAGUGACUCGAGCUCCCCAACUUUCCGCGCCAGUGGCAUGGCAUUCUUCACCGCUCGUGAUCACUCGAGACCAGUGUCGUCUAAAAUCACAUUCUAUGCCAACAGCUUUUGUCCAUUCGCACAACGUGUAUGGAUAGCUCUGGAGAUCAAGGGCAUUUCCUAUCAAAUGGUAGAAGUCUUGCCUGCUCACAUCGACUCAUACCGUCCACCAGAACUGCUCGAGUCCAAUCCUGAAGGACACAUCCCUUGUAUCCGCCAUGGCAAUUGGGCUGUUUGGGAAAGCGGUGUUAUGAUGGAAUAUUUGGAAGACUUGGCCAUGGGUCACAGUCUCCUGCCGCUGGGUAAUCCACAACUCCGGGCGCACUGCCGUCUUUGGACAGAUCACAUCAACCGCAAGAUCCUACCAAGUUUUUACAGUCUCCUCCUGACGCCACCACCACAGAACCAAGGUUCCCCGGCCGAUAUGGAUGGUGACACGGACAUGAAUGGCCAGGCACAAGCCAUGGCAGCUGGAGCCGCACAGCACGAAAUGCUCAUGGCCACACUCCAGAGAAACAUCACGGCACUAGUCAACGCAUCCCAUGUGACGGGACCGUUUUUCCUGGGCAACGAGAUUGGUUUUGUUGACGUCAUGUUCGCGCCUUGGAUCAUUCGCUUGUCCCGGGUGUUGAGUUAUUAUCGCAACUUCCCCCGUCCCGAGGUUGGCACACGCUGGCGGAUGUGGGUCGACGCGAUCGAACAUGAUGAGCGUGUGAAACGAACCGUCAGCGACGAGAACUCGUACCACGGCGUGUACAGAGGUGUCGGCGAGGACGGCUGGGACUCAUUGAUGUCCAGAGACGGGUCUGGUCCACGGAAGAACAUGGUUGAGAUUGCAUUUGCGAAGCGUGUCGUCGCUCAGGAAGGGUUUGGAUUGGGCGGUGACGUAUGGGGCAAAUUGAGAGAGGAGCAUACAGUGCACUCGCAUGGCCAGCAACAACGCGGAUUGACCGUUGACCAAGGCGUUGCAUAGUGUGAUUUGCAUGUCACAUGUGAUUCGUGGUGUGUCAAUGUCAGUGUCAAUCCUUGGAAUGAAGGUCGAAUCAAGGUUGAGAAUCACGCUGUGGUAUGAUUGAUCUCAGUGGGUGUGAUUUGCCAACGUUGUGGCUACUGUAUGGCUUUGUGGUUGCCCGAAAGAAAAGAGAAACACAUUCGAUGGACUUGGUGUUCUUCCCUCCCUUGCGCAUGAUCUUGUGGGGGCGGGCAUGGGAAGCGAGAACAGGGAAAGAGGUUGAGCAUUGUUUUUCUUGACAUCGAUGAUGAUUCGUACAUAUCCCCAGAACAGUUUGAUACGAUUGAGCUUGAACGCAGCAGGUUUGAGAAGUUAAUAAUGCCCAGGUAGUGGACGGUAACAUUUGUACACAAUUGAAAGUAGCUCCUACAGAGCACUAUAGUCUA
Exophiala oligosperma is the source of this 2944-nucleotide messenger RNA. RefSeq lists its product as uncharacterized. NCBI's taxonomy places the organism in Eukaryota, Fungi, Ascomycota, Eurotiomycetes, Chaetothyriales, Herpotrichiellaceae. The record is from RefSeq and is a predicted model, not a curated record. Gene Ontology annotation, cellular component: cytoplasm. The coding region runs from base 81 to 2519 and encodes 812 amino acids. The transcript is spliced from 2 exons.